AUGGACUCCAACGUGCAGGGGACGUUCCUGCUCAACAACCCUUCUCUGGCCCCUUUCCCGGAGGUGAAGGCCCCAAUGUGCCAGUACGCAGUGCAAAACUCCUUCUACAAGAUCAGCCCCACGGGGCUCAGUGCCCAGCUCGCUGCUGGCACACCACACGGCAUCAGUGACAUCCUAAGCAGGCCGGUGGCUGCUCCAAACGGCAGCCUCCUGUCUGGCUAUUCCCAUGUCGGCGGAUUCAACGGACUGGGGGCCCAGAGCAUUUACUACGGGUCCCAAGUGGCAAACUUCUCCAAGGCAGGGAGCGAAUACACGGCCAGGGGCAGAAACUGCUGGGCAGACACGGGGCAGGACUGGCACGGAGGUCGAGCGUGUGGCAACUCCACAGGGCACGUGGGUGACAGCCUCCACAAGAAGAAACACACACGGCCAACCUUCACAGGCCACCAGAUCUUUGCACUGGAGAAAACCUUUGAGCAGACCAAAUACUUGGCUGGGCCUGAGCGGGCACGACUGGCAUAUUCCCUGGGCAUGAGUGAAUCCCAAGUGAAGGUCUGGUUCCAGAACCGUCGCACUAAAUGGAGGAAGAAGAGUGCCCUGGAGCCUUCUUCUUCGUGCUCUCCCCGCGCAGGGGCCGGGCCGGGGGAGCGCGCCGUCUCUGACGACGACGACGACGAGUACAACAAACCCCUGGACCCUGACUCGGAUGAUGAGAAGAUCCGCCUCCUUUUGCGCAAACAUCGGGCGGCCUUCUCCGUGCUAGGCCUGGGCACUCACAGUGGCUAA
Messenger RNA from Elgaria multicarinata webbii, 786 nucleotides. RefSeq names its product NK6 homeobox 3 (gene NKX6-3). Gene Ontology annotation, molecular function: RNA polymerase II cis-regulatory region sequence-specific DNA binding; DNA-binding transcription factor activity, RNA polymerase II-specific. Lineage: Eukaryota; Metazoa; Chordata; Lepidosauria; Squamata; Anguidae. Gene Ontology annotation, biological process: regulation of transcription by RNA polymerase II; cell differentiation. The record is from RefSeq and is a predicted model, not a curated record. The transcript is spliced from 3 exons. Bases 1 to 786 code for a protein of 261 amino acids. Gene Ontology annotation, cellular component: nucleus.